CUGCAAACACUAUUAAAGACCAACGGCCAACCCCGUUCCAUUCCUCCUCUCAGGCUCUAUCAACUUCGUACACUCAUGGACCAACGCUACUUACCACUGCGACUUGUCGACCGUUACCUUGCGAACCAUAUACCUGCGACUUGGGCUCCAUUCGUCUCUCACGAUGAUGUGUUACAUCAACAAGACCCUCGGGAUUUUGCGUACCAGUUGCUCGUUUCACGAUGUGAGUGGCAGGCACCAACGGAAGUUGACGGAGGCCAAGUACGCUGGCUCUUCAAGGACCUGGAACGAAUUUUUUCCACCCGUCCAAACAUCGCUAUUGAAUCGACGGCUGAUGCUGCCGCUGUCUACUUCCUCUUUUCAAAAAAAUGCCAUCCUUCACUCAAUCCAACGUCGGAUUACAUCCAAAGAACGCAUCAUGUGUUGAUAUUAUCGAAUUUGGAGCACAUAGAAUCGUCGGAUCUGGAGCAUAUGGUUUUCCCCCCCGAACCCGUUCCUUGCUCAGAGGUCCAGAUCAUCGACAUAUCUCUCUCUGAUUCUAUUACCGGACCCGGCAGUGACUACCCUUCUACUCUGACUGCUAAGGAUUUCAAACUUUACGGCGGCUAUCCUUGCGAAUCUCGAUCACUUCAGAUAAGCGACAUUAGUUGUUUAAACCUGUACCAAUGGAGGCACAUCCUUGGACGAUUCUCUGACACCGCGAUUCACGAUAGCGUCAUCUUCCAUUCUAGAGUCCUCGACGACCAUUUUAUCUGGAUCGAGAACAUUUGCAACCUCAGCCUUGAGGAUUGCGUCGUCGGACAAGAAGUGUUCCAGGCUCUGUUCAACCGCUGCGUGAAUCUGGAGGAACUUAAAUUACAAAUGGUCACAGUCAGUCAAGAUCGGGAACAGGACGCACCCACCAUGGAGAUAUAUCCUAACAAAUCCAAGCUCCGCGUUCUCGAUGCAAUUUGCCUGGAGGAAAACGAUAUGCGGAUGAUACUGGAAACCCUCGCUGAUACGAACCUGUCGAAUGUCGCACCAUUUGGAGUUGACAGCCUGCAUCUUGAGUCCCUUGGAGACGACCUACAAGUUAACUUCCAGGAUGUGGUAUGCGAAUACUUCGUCAAUAGUAAUCGUAUGAGAACUUUCACAGCGGGUACCAAAGAACUGAAAAUACUGCUUGGUGCAGACAAGACCGGCGUUGACGGCGUGUGCCUAAUGAAUCUUAUUGUCGACGUGUGGACCUCCAGAGGCGAAAUUCCUGUCUGUGAACAGUUGAAAUAUGUGGUCGAAUUCCUUGAUGGAUGGAUGCCUUUCUUGCCUUAUCUAAAAGCCGUGAAAAUCAUGAUUCGAGGCGACGACUUUGAUAGCAUGAAAGGCACGUCGCAAUCCUUAUGGGAAUCUCUUGACCAGAUUCUGUCAAUGAGGGUGAACCCAAUCUGGAUGGGUGUUGAUCUUUGCACGGACGCUGCAUGUGAAACCGUGGCCGAGGAAAUUAGACGCUGGACGGGGGAGCGAGCUCAUGUUCGUGUGUUUUUCAACGGGAGUUUCAUCGAAGCCUAA
Messenger RNA from Desarmillaria tabescens, 1545 nucleotides. RefSeq lists its product as uncharacterized. The record is from RefSeq and is a predicted model, not a curated record. Bases 76 to 1545 code for a protein of 489 amino acids. The transcript has 2 exons. NCBI's taxonomy places the organism in Eukaryota, Fungi, Basidiomycota, Agaricomycetes, Agaricales, Physalacriaceae.